This is a messenger RNA of Mesorhabditis spiculigera, 201 nucleotides long. The record is from the annotation of a GenBank genome assembly. Lineage: Eukaryota; Metazoa; Nematoda; Chromadorea; Rhabditida; Rhabditidae.
AUGAUGAAGCAGCUAUUCGUCCUUGCCGCCUGCGUGGCCGUGGCCGCUUCUACCGUCAUCGACUGCAUGUCGUGCAGGCUCGACAGCAUCCAGGUCGACACCUUCGUCACUGGGAAGUUCACCAGCCCGACCCAUGGCGCCAUCGAGAUCACGAAGCUCGGAUGCCAGCAGUCCGGCAGCCAGUCUGGCCAGGGACCUCAA